Molecule: messenger RNA, 7110 nt
Organism: Sus scrofa (pig)
Lineage: Eukaryota; Metazoa; Chordata; Mammalia; Artiodactyla; Suidae
Gene: TCF20
Product: transcription factor 20
Biological process (GO): regulation of transcription by RNA polymerase II
Cellular component (GO): nucleus
Source: RefSeq, a predicted model, not a curated record
UGGCCCCUUCCAGGGGAAAUGCUGGAGGGCUGUUGGCCUGCUGCUGUUCUGCUGAACAGUAUGCAGUCCUUUCGGGAGCAAAGCAGUUACCACGGAAACCAGCAGAGCUACCCACAGGAGGUACACGGCUCAUCCCGGAUAGAAGAGUUCAGCCCUCGUCAGACCCAGAUGUUCCAGAAUUUUGGGGGUGCAGGUGGCGGUAGUGGCAGCAGUGGCGGCAGCAGCAGUGGUGGGCGACGAGGCACAGCGGCUGCUGCUGCAGCGAUGGCUAGUGAAACCUCCGGCCAUCAAGGCUACCAGGGUUUCAGGAAAGAAGCUGGAGACUUUUACUACAUGGCAGGCAACAAAGACCCCGUGGCCACGGGAACCCCGCAGCCUCCUCAGCGAAGGCCUUCUGGGCCUGUGCAGAGCUAUGGACCCCCCCAGGGGAGCAGCUUCAGCAAUCAGUAUGGGAGUGAGGGUCAUGUGGGCCAGUUUCAAGCACAGCACUCUGCCCUUGGUGGUGUGUCGCAUUAUCAGCAGGAUUACACUGGGCCUUUCUCUCCAGGGAGUGCUCAGUACCAGCAGCAGCCUUCCAGCCAACAGCAGCAGCAAGUACAGCAGUUGAGACAACAGCUUUACCAGUCCCAUCAGCCCCUGCCACAAGCCACUGGCCAGCCAGCAUCUGGCUCGUCCCAUCUGCAGCCAAUGCAGCGGCCCUCAACCUUGUCAGCCUCUGCUACUGGUUACCAGUUGAGAGUAGGUCAGUUUGGCCAACACUACCAGUCUUCUGCCGCCUCCUCCUCCUCCUCCUCCUUCCCUUCACCACAGCGUUUUAGCCAGUCUGGACAGAGCUAUGACGGCAGUUACAGUGUGAAUGCUGGAUCCCAGUACGAAGGACAUAAUGUGGGCUCUAACGCACAGGCUUAUGGAACACAAUCAAAUUACAGCUAUCAACCUCAAUCUAUGAAGAAUUUCGAACAGGCAAAGAUUCCUCAAGGGACUCAGCAGGGGCAGCAGCAGCAGCAGCAGCAGCAGCAACAGCAGCAGCAGCAGCAGCAGCAACAGCAUCCCCCUCAGCAUGUGAUGCAGUAUCCCAACUCUGCCACCAAGUUGCCCCUGCAGAGCCAGGUGGGGCAGUACAGCCAGCCCGAGGUUCCUGUGAGGUCCCCCAUGCAGUUUCACCAGAACUUCAGCCCCAUCUCUAACCCUUCCCCAGCUGCCUCUGUGGUCCAGUCUCCAAGCUGUAGCUCUACCCCCUCUCCUCUUAUGCAGAGUGGGGAGAAUCUCCAGUGUGGGCAAGGCAGUGUGCCCAUAGGCUCCAGAAACCGAAUUCUGCAGUUAAUGCCUCAGCUCAGCCCAACCCCAUCAAUGAUGCCCAGUCCUAAUUCUCACGCUGCAGGCUUCAAAGGGUUUGGACUAGAAGGGGUGCCAGAAAAGCGGCUGACAGAUCCUGGGUUGAGUAGUUUGAGUGCCCUGAGCACUCAAGUGGCCAAUCUUCCGAACACUGUUCAGCACAUGCUACUUUCUGACGCCUUGACCCCUCAGAAGAAGACCUCCAAGAGGCCCUCCUCAUCUUCUAAGAAAACAGACAGCGGCACAAAUUCGGAAGGCUCCUCGCAGGCUGAAGAACAGCUCAAGUCUCCGCUGGCAGAGUCUCUGGAUGGAGGCUGCUCCAGCAGCUCCGAGGAUCAAGGCGAGCGGGUGAGGCAGCUGAGCGGCCAGAGCACCAGCUCUGACACCACCUACAAGGGUGGAGCCUCAGAGAAAGCAGGCUCCUCACCAGCACAAGGCACUCAGAACGAAGCCCCCAGACUCAGCGCCAGUCCUGCAGCCGGAGAAGAGACCACCUCACCAGGUGCUAAGGACACGCCGGUGUCGUCUGAGGGCAAUCCCAAAGUCAACGAGAAGACGGUUGGGGUGAUCGUCUCCCGGGAAGCUAUGACAGGUCGGGUAGAAAAGCCCGGUGGGCAAGAGAAAGGCGCCCAAGAGGAGGAUCCUGCAGCCACUCAAAGGCCACCCAGCACUGGCGGGGCCAAGGAGACCGGCCACGCGUCCCUUCCACAGCCAGAGCCUCCAGGAGGAGGGAGUAAAGGAAGCAAGAACGGAGAUAACAACUCCAGCCACAACGGAGAAGGAAAUGGCCAGAGUGGGCACGCCACGGGGGGCUCUGGUUUUAUUGGCAGAACUGAGCCCAGCAAAUCUCCUGGGAGCUUGCGUUAUAGUUACAAAGAUAGUUUUGGGUCAGCUGUGCCAAGAAACGUCAGUGGCUUUCCUCAGUAUCCUUCAGGACAAGAUAAGGGGGACUUCCCUGGCCACGCGGAGCGAAAGGGUCGGAAUGAGAAGUUCCCCAGCCUCCUGCAGGAAGUGCUUCAGGGUUAUCACCACCACCCCGACCGCAGGUAUUCUAGGAGCGCUCAGGAGCACCAGGGCAUGGCCGGGGGCCUGGAAGGAGCCACGAGGCCUAAUGUCCUAGUUAGUCAAACCAAUGAAUUAGCGAGCAGGGGCCUUUUGAACAAAAGCAUUGGGUCCCUCCUAGAAAACCCCCACUGGGGCCCCUGGGAAAGGAAAUCAAGCGGCACAGCCCCCGAAAUGAAACAGAUCAACUUGGCUGACUAUCCAAUUCCCAGAAAGUUUGAGAUCGAGCCUCAGUCAUCAGCCCAUGAGCCCGGGGGUUCCCUCUCUGAGAGGAGAUCCGAUUGUGACAUUUCUCCACUAAGACAGAUUGUCAGGGACCCAGGGGCUCACUCACUGGGACACAUGGGUGCCGACACCAGACUUGGGAGGAAUGAACGUCUCAAUCCAAGUUUAAGUCAGUCAGUCAUUCUUCCAGGUGGGCUGGUGUCCAUGGAAACAAAGCUGAAGUCCCAGAGUGGGCAGAUAAAAGAGGAAGACUUCGAACAGCCCAUGCAAGCUAGCUUCAACAACAAAAAAUCUGGAGACCACUGCCACCCUGCCAGCAUCAAGCAUGAGUCUUACCGAGGAAACGCCAGCCCUGGGGCAGCAGCCCAUGAUGCCAUCUCAGACUACGGCCCACAGGACAGCAGGCCCAUGCCGUUGCGGCGGGUCCCUGGCAGAGUUGGUGGUCGGGAGGGCAUGAGGGGUCGGUCCCCUUCUCAGUACCAUGACUUUUCAGAAAAAUUGAAGAUGUCUCCUGGGAGGAGCAGAGGCCCGGGGGGAGACCCCCACCACAUGAACCCACACAUGACCUUUUCAGAGAGGGCCAACAGGAGUUCUCUGCACACUCCCUUUUCUCCUAACUCAGAAAGCCUGGCCUCUGCGUAUCACACAAACACUCGUGCUCACGCUUAUGGGGACCCCAAUGCAGGUUUGAAUUCUCAGCUCCACUAUAAGAGACAGAUGUACCAACAGCAGCAAGAGGAGUAUAAAGACUGGAGCAGCACUUCUGCUCAGGGAGUCAUCGCUGCGGCACAGCACAGGCAGGAGGGACCCCGGAAGAGCCCAAGGCAGCAGCAGUUUCUCGACCGAGUACGAAGCCCCCUGAAGAAUGACAAAGAUGGCAUGAUGUAUGGCCCACCGAUGGGGACUUACCAUGACCCGAGUGGUCAGGAGGGUGGGCGCUGCCUCAUGUCUAGCGAUGGUCUUUCUAACAAAGGCAUUGAGUUGAAGCACGGCUCCCAGAAGUUACAGCAGGAAUCUUGUUGGGAUCUUUCUCGGCAAACUUCUCCAGCCAAAAGCAGCGGUCCUCCAGGAAUGUCCAGUCAAAAAAGGUAUGGCCCGCCCCAUGAGACUGAUGGACACGGGCUAGCUGAGUCUGCACAGUCAUCCAAACCUGGUAAUGUUAUGCUAAGGCUUCCAGGUCAGGAGGAUCAUUCUUCUCAGAACCCCUUAAUCAUGAGGAGGCGUGUCCGUUCGUUCAUCUCUCCCAUUCCCAGUAAGAGACAGUCACAAGACGUGAAGAACAGUAACACGGAAGACAAAGGGCGCCUCCUUCACCCACUGAAAGAAGGCGCUGAUAAAGCGUUCAAUUCCUAUGCCCACCUUUCUCACAGUCAGGAGCUCAAGUCCAUCCCCAAGAGAGAAUCCUCCAAAGACCUUCCAAGUCCGGAUAGUAGAAACUGCCCUGCUGUUACCCUCACAAGUCCUGCGAAGACCAAAAUACUACCCCCGCGGAAAGGACGGGGGUUGAAGUUGGAAGCUAUCGUGCAGAAGAUCACCUCCCCGAACAUCAGGAGGAGCGCCUCCUCCAACAGCGCCGAGGCUGGGGGAGACACGGUCACUCUCGAUGACAUCCUGUCUCUGAAGAGCGGCCCUCCCGAAGCUGGGAGCGUCGCUGCUCCGGAUGCGGAGAUGGAGAAGAGAAAAGGUGCAGGGGUAUCUGACCUGGUGGGUCCCACCAGCCAGGAGUCGAGCGUGGAAAAGCCUCUGGCCCGGUCCUCAGAGGAGUGGCGCGGCGGUGGGGACGACAAAGUGAAGACCGAGGCACACCUAGACUCGGUUACUGCUGGAAAGGAACCCGCUGGUGCCAUGACGUCCGCAACCUCACAGAAGCCUGGGAGUAACCAAGGGAGACCAGAUGGCUCCCUGGGCGGGACAGCACCUUUAAUCUUUCCUGACUCCAAGAAUGUGCCUCCAACGGGCAUCCUGGCUCCUGAGGCGAACCCCAAGGCUGAAGAGAAGGAGAACGAUACAGCGACCAUCUCCCCCAAACAGGAGGGCUUCCCCCCGAAGGGUUACUUCCCAUCGGGAAAGAAGAAGGGGAGACCCAUUGGUAGUGUGAAUAAGCAAAAGAAACAACAGCAGCCACCGCCUCCACCCCCUCAGCCCCCUCAGAUACCAGAAGGUUCUGCAGAUGGAGAGCCAAAGCCAAAAAAGCAGAGGCAAAGGAGGGAGAGACGGAAGCCUGGGGCACAGCCAAGGAAGCGGAAAACCAAACAGGCAGUUCCCAUCGUAGAACCCCAAGAACCCGAGAUCAAACUGAAGUAUGCCACCCAGCCACUGGAUAAAACCGAUGCCAAGAACAAGUCCUUUUUCCCUUAUAUCCAUGUAGUAAAUAAGUGUGAACUUGGAGCCGUUUGUACAAUCAUCAAUGCUGAGGAAGAGGAGCAGACCAAAUUGGUGAGGGGUCGGAAGGGUCAGAGGUCCCUGACCCCUCCACCCAGCAGCACGGAGAGCAAGGCGCUCCCAGCUUCGUCCUUCAUGCUGCAGGGACCUGUGGUGACAGAGUCCUCUGUUAUGGGGCACCUGGUUUGCUGUCUGUGUGGCAAGUGGGCCAGUUACCGGAACAUGGGUGACCUCUUUGGACCCUUUUACCCCCAAGAUUAUGCAGCCACUCUCCCCAAGAAUCCGCCUCCUAAGAGGGCCACGGAAAUGCAGAGCAAAGUUAAGGUACGGCACAAAAGCGCUUCAAAUGGCUCCAAGACGGACACUGAGGAGGAGGAAGAGCAGCAGCAGCAGCAGAAGGAGCAGAGGAGCCUUGCCGCCCACCCCAGGUUUAAGCGGCGACACCGCUCGGAAGACUGUGGCGGAGGCCCCCGGUCCCUGUCCAGGGGGCUCCCUUGUAAAAAAGCAACCACCGAGGGCAGCAGUGAAAAGACUGCCUUGGACUCAAAGCCCUCCGUGUCCACCACUUCAGAAGGCGGCCCCGAGUUGGAGUUACAAAUCCCUGAACUACCUCUUGACAGCAAUGAAUUUUGGGUCCAUGAGGGUUGUAUUCUCUGGGCCAAUGGAAUCUACCUGGUCUGUGGCAGGCUCUACGGCCUGCAGGAAGCGCUGGAAAUAGCCAGAGAGAUGAAAUGUUCCCACUGCCAGGAGGCUGGCGCCACCUUGGGCUGCUACAACAAAGGCUGCUCCUUCCGAUACCAUUACCCGUGUGCCAUUGACGCAGAUUGUUUGCUCCAUGAGGAGAACUUCUCGGUGAGGUGCCCCAAGCACAAGGUGAGACUGUGGAGAUGAAAGGUGGUGGAAACUCGUGCUGGAAUGGAAAUGGCCCUCCUGUGCCGCCACACCCCACCCCGCCCCGCCCCACGUGCCUGCCCGUGCCAGCACUUCCUUCCUAAGUUUGUACAUCACUCUCAAACCGGUGACACCACAGGAAAGAAAGACCCAAGAAGUCGGAAUGGCUGUUUCCAUGGACACAAUCUCCAUAGUGACAAUGUGGGGGGAGGGGGAGGGGUGGGAUGAUGGGAAAGGGUGGGGGGAAUUAAAAGGGAGGGAUAAAAAUAUAUAUAUAUAAAUCUAUUUUUAGUCUGGAAAGACUUUGUUUAAAUGAAAGGUGCGCUAUCCCUUUUGAUUCUAUUUUAAAAUUAACUCCAAAUUUGUUCUAAUAACAGUGAAAUUUAAAUGUGAAAUUGAACUGAACAAACUCAUCUCACAAGGACAGGGGUGGCUUAGAUCCUUAGCCCAGCUUUCACAGUUCAGAGACUCUAGACCCGGGGUUGGGAGAGCAGACCAACCACAGCAAACCAUUCCUUUGUCAUGAAUUUGCCCCAAAGUGGGAAAGUCGAGGGGGAGGGAAGUGGGGAUGGUCUGUGCUUUCAAGAGUGGGAGAAUGAUGUUUAAACACAAAAAUAAAAUCGUGCUCAUUUCCAGAAACACUAUUUAUUUAUUAUUCUUUAAAAUUUUUCUCUCUCUUAGGGGGUGAAAUUGGCAGAUGCCCCAAGGUCAUAGUUGUGGCCUGUGGGGGCCCCAAGCGUCCCGUUAAGUGGCUCAGCCAGCAGGGUCAAGGGCUGGCAGCCUCUGGGCAUGUUCCAGGCAGCUGUGCCCUGAACCCCCAGGACAGACAGGCAGAACCGAAGCUGUAGGAGUGGACACGGGGAGGGACAGUGUCAGGUGCCAUCAUGUGGGGUCAGCUGACCAGGAACACCCACUCUACGCUUUUUUCUUUUGCUUUCAUUUUUAUAAAGGAAAAGGGGGCCUGCCAGUUGAGCAGCCCCAUGCUACAUGAUUCUUUAUGUUGUAUUGUUGUUUUGUUUUGUAAAUUGUAUAAUUUUUAAAUGUCUUGGUUUAAAAAAAAAAUACAAAAAAAAUCUUGUUAAGGCCUUAAGAAGGGGUUAGUGCAUCUUUCAGGGGUCACUCUGCCGUGGGGAUAAAAUAGCUGUUUCACAAACAGUUUUAUUUAAAAAACAAAACAAAAAAAUCAAAAAAAUAAUAAACUUCAUUUUAACCUUG